Messenger RNA from Scleropages formosus (Asian bonytongue), 2832 nucleotides. It is a transcript of the gene ncstn, whose product is annotated as nicastrin. Lineage: Eukaryota; Metazoa; Chordata; Actinopteri; Osteoglossiformes; Osteoglossidae. Gene Ontology annotation, biological process: Notch receptor processing; protein processing. The coding region runs from base 37 to 2148 and encodes 703 amino acids. The record is from RefSeq and is a predicted model, not a curated record. Gene Ontology annotation, cellular component: plasma membrane. The transcript has 17 exons.
UUCCGGUCCUGUUUUGUUCCGUCUCGAACCAGGAAGAUGGAUCUAAAAGCUUUGAGAUUGAUUAUUCCUUUAACCCUCUUUGUGGCGUAUAAAGGUGUUGGCUGCAGCUCCGUGCAGCAGAAGAUUUACGUGCAGCUGAAUAAAACUUUUCCCUGCGUCCGGUUGCUCAAUGCCACACACCAGAUCGGCUGCCAGUCUUCUGUUUCAGGUGACACUGGUGUUCUUCAUGUCUUGGAGACGGAGACAGACCUCGACUGGGUUCUCAGCUCAGGACCCAAUCCACCUUACGUUGUUCUGAUGGUUGCCGAACAUUUCAACAGGAGCACCAUGAUGAAGCUCAAGGGUUCUGCAAGGGUGGCAGGCGUUGCUGUGGUGAUUUCAAAGGCUGGCCCCGCACAGGGCUUCUCUCCGCAUCACUCCUGUCCGAACCAGAACUCCGGGGUUUACUCAGACAGCUAUGGUCCUGAGCUGGCAGGUUGUAAUGUCACGGUGUGGAACCCUUUGGGGAACAGCUUGUCUUAUGAGGACUUCAGGUUCCCUAUUUUCUCCCUGCACGAAGGGGAGGAGGCAGAUGUCAUUCGCAAGUGUUUCCUUGACCACAACCGGGGGGUGAAUGGCAGUGACCCAGCGUACCCACUGUGUGCCAUGCAGCUGGCCUCCCACAUGUAUGCAGUCAAAGACACUGCCACCUGCAUGCGACGGAAUGACAUCCAGUCCAGGUUUAGCAUCAGUCCAGAAUUUGUAUGUGACGCCCUGGCUGACUACAAUGUGUGGAGUUCAUUGAAGCCCCUGAAUAACUCAGGAAAGGGUCACCUUGAUGGCGAGAGUGUGGUCAUCGCAGCCACUCGGCUGGACAGCAGGUCUUUUUUCUGGAAUGAGGCUCCUGGAGGUGAGAGUGCUGUCGGGGGGUUUGUGACCCUGCUGGCUGCUGCCCAGGCUCUUCGUGCUGUUGUGGAGGACCAUCCACCUUCUCAAAACAUACUUUUCACCUUCUUCCAGGGGGAGACCUUUGACUACAUUGGCAGCUCUCGCAUGGUCUAUGACAUGGAGAAUGGGAAGUUUGUCAUUGACUUGGACAACAUUCACUCCCUAGUGGAGAUUGGACAGGUGGCGCUGCACAGAAAUGGUCAACUCUGGCUCCACUCUGAUCCUGUGUCCAGGAGGAACAGCAGUGUGAGAAGUGAGGUUGAGAAGCUCAUCAGCAACAUGAAGUCAACUGCCUUAAAUCUCAGUUUGUCAGUGGCUGAGCCAGACGUCUCUCAGCCACUGCCACCCUCCUCUUUCCAGCGCUUUCUUCGGGCACGGCCAAUCCCAGGGGUUGUGCUCACUGACCACAUGUCUGCUUUCAGUAACAGGUACUAUGAGAGUCUCUAUGAUGAUGCAGAAUACCUGAACGUCAGCUACCCUUCUGGUCUGAGUCCGGAAGAACAGCUGGAGUAUGUCACAGACACUGCCAAGACUUUGGCAGAAGUGGCUACGCUAGUGGCUCGGUCACUCUACAAGCAGGCUGGAGGUCUGGAUGACCACCUGUCUAGCAUCAACGCUGACCCCAAGAUUGUAACCCAGAUGCUCUACGGUUUCCUUGUUCAGUCCAACAACAGCUGGUUCCGGUCCUUGGUCAGUCCAGACAUUGUGAAGAACUUGGGACCCCAGCCUCCUCAGUAUUAUGUUGGCGUGCCCACCUCAGGAGACCCUGUUAAAAUGCCCACCUGGCUAGUUCAGUACGUACUUGCCAACUUUACAGGGACACUCAGGAACUUGACCCAGACUCAGUGCAAGAACCCUGAGGACCUGGAAGGAGAAAGCAAAGAUCUGUACAGCUACUUCUGGGUCCAGGGGCCGGUGCCCCCCAACAGUACGCAGGGUGAGGGGUACUGUGUGCGUGCACCUGUGCGCUUGGUCAAGGCCCACUCACCUGCCUUUGAGCUGCAUCAGUACAGCUCCCGGGAUUACUCUACAUGGACAGAGUCACGCUGGAAACAAAUCCAGGCACGGAUCUUCUUGGUCGCCAGUCGGGACCUGGAGAUGCUGACCCUUGGGGUUGGAGUAGCUGUUUUGCUCGUGUCUCUGGUGGUGACUUACUUCAUCAAUUCCAAGGCAGACCUGCUAUUCUCCAGCUCCAGAGAGACCACCAGUACAGCCUAUUGAGACCAUAGACUGACACAGUGACCAACUUCACACCAGAGAAAUGGGUGGAUGGGGAGGGUUGGGGUUGGGGAUACAUGUAUGAAAAUGUGGAUUGAGGCAUGGAAUUUGUGGGUUGAACUGGACUGAUGUUGAUAUGGCUAAUAUGAGUAAAGACUACUACCAAACUUUUACACAUCAGUUUUUUGGACCUGAUGGUCCUUGGCUUACAGAUGUUCUUUUUUUGUUAGGAAAAAAUCCUGUGUUGUUUACUUGCAUUUUAAGCACUAAGCUUGAUUUCAUCAGGGUGUUGAAAUUCACUUGUUGGCAAAAAUGUGUUUAUGUAUGUAUGUAUGUAUGAAUGUAUGUAUCAGUGCAAUAGAUUUUUUUUUUUUGUCUGUGCUACUCUUCUGAUUUUUAUUUCCUUUUUUCCUGACAGAAGCAUUAACAGUUGGUACCCUUAAAUGCUUUUUAGAACAAAUAACUUGCCCUGCAUCCCAUGGUCUCCUCACACAUUUUAAAAAGUAUUCAGAAUAUUGUUUCUCAAGAACAGAGUAACUUUACGAGGCAGACUGGAAAAGUAAAUGACAGUUCUGAUUUCUUUUGUGAAAGAUUCAAAUACUUGUACAAUUUCUGAAAAAAGUUGUACCUCAGUAUCAUUCUGAUAAAGGAGGGGUGUGGCAGCAACCUUUGUAAUUUAAUAAACAG